AAGGAAUACGUAUGCAAAAUGUCAGAUCCCAACCAGCUAAGAAAGAGAAAUGUGGGGAAAGCAAACCAAAGAAACCACUCCACGCCAGUCAAGCCGCCCACCUACCAAGUAAUUCACGCGUGUUCUUUUAUUGACUGUGCCAUUCUUGUGCCAGAAGCUUUUUCCCAUCUAUAAAUUCAAUACCCAACAAUGAAUUCUUCGGAGACUUUUGCUAUCUCCGCUCUGAAUCGUCCCACAGUGUUAGUUCCUGGUGAAAAUAGAAAUAAAUUUUCUGGGCUAAGUGGGUUCGAUCUGCAGAUCUGUAAAAAGAGAAAAGGAUUCAAUCUUGUACCUUGUUUUCAUAUAGUUUCUGUGUGAAUAGGCUUUUCAUGGCGUGCCAGUUGGCCUUUGGAUCGUCAGCGGUCACAUGCAGCACUUCGUAUCUGUCAUGUGACCAGGGGCUGAGGAGGAGAGGUGCUUCUGCUGUUGCCCGAGCUUGCAUGGCUGACAGUAUGGUGAACACUGAUCAUCAUUCUAUUCUUGGUGUGAGGAGAAAUGCCUCGAGGAACGAGAUCAAGAGCGCGUAUAGAAAUCUUGCCAGGCGAUACCAUCCUGAUGUUUGUAAGGAGAGGGGGAGUGAGCAGAGGUUCAAGCAGAUCAAUAGAGCUUAUGAGACCAUUAUCAACGAUUACAGUUGCUUCCAAUCUGAGGUGGGCAUUGACUGCAGCAUAGAAGAUUUGUUCAAGACAGUAGCAUCUGAAGCAGUUCCUGACAUAUUCUGUUCCGAAGAAUGGUUCGAAGGCCUUGACUUUAACAACCCUUCUUCUUACACGGCUUCAUUCAUCCAUGAAAAUAUGGAUGAGGAAGUUUUCAAUGCAGGAAGCCAAUACAUGAAGUCAGAUGAGGUUGCUCCUUGGAUGGAAUACUAGCAUAAAUUAUCAAGAAUUUUAUUAAUACAGCUCUGUUUAGAUCUGUGAUUUUUUCUUGUCAAGAAGGUGAUCAAACUUCGUUUCAAGUGUAUAUGGUCCAAAACAAUUGCCGGUUUUAACUUCUUUUUUGGUUGAACUGCCAGGCGCAAGCAUGGCUUGAGGACCACUAUAAGAACGUUUGUAGGAUAGUGUGUAUAGCAUUGGACUAUAUAAAAUGUUUUCCAAGGACUGCUUGGAGUUGUAGAAAGUCCUGUAAUAUUUGGUGGAACAUUCUCCCCCUUUUUCAGUUUUAUACAUUUUAUAAUUGAAAAGACAAACUUAUGAUA
Molecule: messenger RNA, 1234 nt
Organism: Cryptomeria japonica (Japanese cedar)
Lineage: Eukaryota; Viridiplantae; Streptophyta; Pinopsida; Cupressales; Cupressaceae
Exons: 2
Coding region: 369-908 (179 amino acids)
Biological process (GO): protein refolding
Cellular component (GO): cytoplasm
Source: RefSeq, a predicted model, not a curated record